Molecule: messenger RNA, 1305 nt
Organism: Huiozyma naganishii CBS 8797
Lineage: Eukaryota; Fungi; Ascomycota; Saccharomycetes; Saccharomycetales; Saccharomycetaceae
Gene: ZUO1
Product: zuotin
Exons: 1
Coding region: 1-1305 (434 amino acids)
Biological process (GO): 'de novo' cotranslational protein folding; regulation of translational fidelity
Cellular component (GO): cytosol
Molecular function (GO): ribosome binding; Hsp70 protein binding
Source: RefSeq, a predicted model, not a curated record
AUGCUAUCCCUUCCUGCGUUGAAAGAGGACAUUACUGUUUCUGUUGUUGCCGGUGCGCAAUUGACUGCCGCUGAGCGCCGCCCACUGGAGCCCGUGGGGCGCCACUUCCUGCAGCACGCUACACGGACGCUUCGCAACCACACAUGGUCCGAGUUUGAGAAGAUCCAGGCCGCUGAGAACGUGCAGGCCGUGGACGGUGCUGGUGCCGCUGACCCAGACGAGUUGUUGUUCGACACGGAGCUUGCUGACGAGACUCUGUUGGAGCACGACGCGAGGGACUGGAAGACCGCGGACUUGUACGCCGCGAUGGGGCUUUCCCAGUUGAGGUACCGUGCCACUGAUGUGCAGAUUGUGAAGGCGCACAGGAAACAGGUGGUCAAGUACCACCCUGACAAGCAGAGUGCUGCCGGUGCCGCUGAGAACGAUGCUUUCUUCAAGAUCAUUCAGAAGGCGUUUGAGACUUUGACUGACCGCACGAAGCGGAUGCAGUACGACUCGUGUGAUUUCGUCGCUGACGUCGAACCACCAGUGGGGAAACCCGGUGCCGCUGGUUACGAUUUCUUCGAGGCUUGGGCACCUGUGUUUGCCUCUGAGGCUCGUUUCUCGAAGAAACAACCUGUUCCUGAGUUGGGCGACGACUCCGCUGACCAGAAGACCGUCGAGGCAUUCUACGGGUUCUGGCACCGGUUCGACUCCUGGAGGACCUUUGAGUUCCUCGACGAGGAUGUCCCAGACGAUUCCUCGAACAGAGACCACAAGCGGUACAUUGAGCGUAAGAACAAGGCCGCUAGGGACAAGAAGAAGACUGCUGACAACGCACGUCUCGUGAAGCUCGUCGAGCGUGCGAUGAACGAGGACCCACGGAUCCGCCGGUUCAAAGAAGAGGCGAAGAAGCUGAAGGAGCAAAAGAAGUGGGACCGUGAGGCCGGUGCCCGUGCUGAGGCCGCCGCUAAGGAGGCCGCGGAGCGUGAGGCCGCCGAGAAGGCUGCCCUAGAGGCAGAACAGGCUGCGGCUGCUAAGAUGGACAAGAAGAAGUUGAAGGAGGCUGCGAAGGCCGCGAAGAAGAAGAACAAGCGUGCUCUGAGGAACGCCGGGAAGGACAACGAGUACUUCGGCGACGCUGCUGCUGACCACGACGCCGUGGACGCUCAAAUCGCGCUGAUCGUGGACACUUUGUCGGACGACCAACUUGCUGAGACCGUUGCCGCUGUGAAACAAGACGCCAAACAGGCAUUGCAGACCGCCGCGAAGAACGCCGUCGACACAAAGCAACUGACCGCCGCGCUCGUCUCGUACUUCAUUUGA